Acanthocheilonema viteae is the source of this 666-nucleotide messenger RNA. NCBI's taxonomy places the organism in Eukaryota, Metazoa, Nematoda, Chromadorea, Rhabditida, Onchocercidae. The record is from the annotation of a GenBank genome assembly.
AUGCUGAUACAACAUGUAUUUAUAAUUAACCGAGCUGGAAGCUUAAUUUAUGAUUGGGACGGCAAGGUUGAUUGCGAAGGUGUUGAGAAAACAUUUAGUUAUCCUCUUGAUAUUGUUCUUGACAUCGUUGAUCAGAAAGUGACUGUCGUGUUUGGUGAACGGGAUGGAAUUGGUCUCAGAUAUACAGUGUCUGCAAUAAAUGGUACCCCAGUGCAUGCAUGUAAAGUAGUCUUUUGUGGUGCAGAGAAGAUGGUAUUAGAUGUUAUUCAAGACGAAGCGAACUAUCCACUCAGCAUACGUUUCCAACCACCAACAAUUACAACAAAUGAAAAGAUCAUUCUUUCGAGUACAUUCCAUUCACUCUACACAAUCGCUGCUCAGUUAAGUCCUGUCUUGAAAAGUUCUGGCAUUCAAGUUCUAACCACAAACCACUUCAAGCUUUAUUGUUUCCAGUCGACGACUGGAGUCAAAUUUGUCGUUGUUGGUUCGUUAUCACUGAGUAAUGGUGUCGAUGGACUUUUGCGACGGAUUUAUGAGCUUUAUGCUGAUUUCGCUUUGAAAAAUCCUUUUUACUCAAUCGAUAUGCCGAUACGAUGUCAAAGGUUUGAUGAUGCAAUCCGAAGCCUUAUAGAAAGGCAAGACAAAUUUAGUAUGCUAACAAUAUGA